Clarias gariepinus (North African catfish) is the source of this 1120-nucleotide messenger RNA. It is a transcript of the gene fam81b, whose product is annotated as family with sequence similarity 81 member B. The coding region runs from base 1 to 1014 and encodes 337 amino acids. The transcript has 7 exons. NCBI's taxonomy places the organism in Eukaryota, Metazoa, Chordata, Actinopteri, Siluriformes, Clariidae. The record is from RefSeq and is a predicted model, not a curated record.
AUGGAGCUGAGCAGACCAGAACAAACCAUGGCCUUUUUGCUAGAGAAGGCCUUUAGGAUCAAAGAAGAUGUGGUCAACAGUCUGCAUGCCACACAGGGAUCUGUUUUAAUUGAAGCAUCUGCAAGGAAACUUCUAGAAAACCACAUACAGACCAUCACAAGUAUUGUCAAACAGCUCAGCAAGGACAUUGAGGUGCUGGAGGCUCAGAUUGUUCAGAGGGACAGCAUAGCAUCAGGAACAACAUUUGCAGUUCAAAGUCUAGACCACAAGAACUUGGCUGUGGUUGGAGAUCUACGGGGUAGAGUGGCCAGGUGUGAUGCCACCAUAGCAAAGCUUUCUGUAGAUGUCAGGGCUGGAGGACAGGAAAUACUCAAGCUUCAGCAGGAAGUCACUGAGAUGCAUUCCACGAUUGAGCUUAGGCUUAGAGACUUGGAACGCAAGAUUUCAGAGUCUUUGGGAAAGUUGGAGACAUCACAGACAGAGCAGAAUGCGUCCCAAAAAAAUACGACUGGAGAGAUACAGAGAGAUAUCCAGCAGCUAGAAAUAAGGACAUCCAGUGGAAUCAGGGUGCUGGAAGAGGAAGCAGCCAGGAUCAGGAGAUGGACAGAAGAGCAGAUAAACAGCACAGCCCAAAUGCAAAUGCAAAACAGGCAACAGCUGCACAAACUGCUGCAGGACAGAAUGGUGGAGGUGGAGGAGAAGGUGAGAGCACAAGUAGAUCUCCUGACUGCUCACCUGGGCCGUGUGGAGAAGCAGUUGGAAAAGGUGCAUUCUGUAGACCGUGCAAAACAAACAGAGAGCAAAAUGAAUUUCAGAAUCCAGGCUGUGGAGAAGAGCUUCCAAGCUGAACUGGAGCAAAUAAGGAGGGAGUAUCAGUCAGGUUUCCAAUCAGUCCAUGAUGCCAUUGCUUCACUGAGACAGAUCAGUGACACCAAGGCCAAACUAGAUAAGGGAGAGCUGAAGAAAGACAUCAGGCAGAUUCGGAGAAUGGUGGUGGGACAGCCAGACGUCUAAACUCUACAGAAGACAAGACACAGUGAACGGGAACACGAGCAGUAUCAGAAUGCUUUCAAACCAGCAUGGUCACACACUCAUUUACUUUUUUAGAGAGGGUGUUACA